Bactrocera latifrons is the source of this 1010-nucleotide messenger RNA. RefSeq lists its product as uncharacterized. The record is from RefSeq and is a predicted model, not a curated record. Lineage: Eukaryota; Metazoa; Arthropoda; Insecta; Diptera; Tephritidae. The transcript is spliced from 2 exons. Bases 145 to 711 code for a protein of 188 amino acids.
CCUAAACAUUUACCAAAAUUAAGUUCAAUCUUUUGUGCAAAUUAAAUUGGAUUUGCUAUAUAAAACACUUUGGUUGUAGUAAAGCUCUUUGUGAUUGUAAAAAUGGAAGAAGAAGAAUUAUCUAAUAGAAAAAGCAUACGCUAAAUGUCUGCGAAUACCACAACUCCUACAUCCUCCACGAGUGUGUGCUCCAUAUCGCCGAACGGCUCUGCCAGCGGCACAGAGGAUAUACAAUAUCUACUCUAUUUAGAAACUUUACGUCGCUUUCGGGACGAUGAGCUUAACAUUAAGCGCCAAGUGGACGAAAAAACACGACAGUACUUGGAAGUUAAGGAGGAAUAUUUACAAUUGUACGCUAAAUAUGUGAAACUCACAACAUUGGCAGCAACUCGUUGUGCGCUGUUAGCUGAUAACCAUUUGCCUUUUGAUAAAAUAGCUGCCGCGGAUAAAGAUAUAUUAGCUAUUACACAAAAAUUGGCUACUGGUGAUGUUGUGGAAACGAUUAGUGAAAAGGCAGUCAAAGAGUGCAACGAUAAGUUGGAAGCUUGCGAAGUACACGAGAAAUUGAAACAAUUAAGCCGCGAAUUAGCCGAAAGUAAAGCAACUAUACGAGCAGUACAAUCCUCAACCGAAACUGUGGAGGCCACUAUUGAGACGGCUACACUGCAAAGUCUUGACUACUUUGUUGAUGAAGUUGGCAAUAGAAGUUGAAAUUAAAACACAUCGAAACUGCAUUAUUUAACCACCGAAUAGUAAUUCGAUGGCUGCACUUUAUUAGUAGCGUGCUGAUUAGCAUGGUAUGUUGGAUUGGUGGAAGGAUGACAUUUUGAACGUGCGCAUUUCAAUCAUAGUUUCUAUCAUUUUUAUCGGUGGAGCGGAAAAGAGAAUAAAUAAAGGCGGGGAAAAUCAUCAUAUAAUUUGGUAUUAGGGUAACAAAAGCGCAUAUGGUUGAAUUCAGUAUUUUUGUUUAAAAUUAUUUGUAUAUAUAUGUAUCGUAAUGUUUGUACUAA